Molecule: messenger RNA, 2622 nt
Organism: Lytechinus variegatus (green sea urchin)
Lineage: Eukaryota; Metazoa; Echinodermata; Echinoidea; Temnopleuroida; Toxopneustidae
Gene: ears2
Product: probable glutamate--tRNA ligase, mitochondrial
Exons: 15
Coding region: 96-1718 (540 amino acids)
Biological process (GO): glutamyl-tRNA aminoacylation
Molecular function (GO): glutamate-tRNA ligase activity; tRNA binding; ATP binding
Source: RefSeq, a predicted model, not a curated record
UAGCUGUUGUAUAGGCCGCGUAGCCUCGGCCAUGUGCGAGAAGCAGUUCACAAUUACCGGGAGUGCAGCCGCCUAGCGCUGUGCGGCAACCUGCAAUGACCAUGACGAGCCUGAGUCUGACUCUGAGAGAUGAGCAGCAGCUAGCAGAAAUGAAAAGAGCUAUGAUGGUGCUCAGAUAUAAAGUAUGUCUUUUGAGGUCCACUGUUGGGAGACUCUUCAGCACAAGCUCGGGCAAGAAGAAUGUCAGAGUAAGAUUUGCUCCAAGUCCCACUGGUUUCUUGCAUUUAGGUGGUCUGCGGACAGCCCUCUACAACUUCAUCUUUGCAAAGUCUCGUGGUGGAACUUUCAUUCUACGCAUAGAGGACACAGACCAGACAAGGCUUGUGCCUGGCGCCCUUGAUAAUCUCCACUCAAUGCUAGAAUGGUCUGGUCUUUUUCCAGAUGAAGGUCCUUUACCAGGCGGCAGGCAUGGUCCAUAUGUGCAAUCAGAGAGACUUCAUCUCUACAAUCAACACAUACAGACACUACUUGAAAAUGGCACUGCCUACAAAUGCUACUGCUCUUCUCAACGUCUUGAGUUACUGAGGAAGGCUUCAAUACGGAACGGGGAAACACCUAGGUAUGACAAUAAAUGCAGGCAUCUAUCACAGACAGAUAUGGACACACAAGCAGCAGAAGGGAAGAGCUUUGUCAUACGAUUCAAGCUAAAUCCUGUUGUAGAGCCUAACAAUGACUUGGUCUAUGGUAGAACGCUGUAUGAUGCAGGCCAUAUUGAAGGUGACCCAGUUUUAAUGAAGAGCGAUGGCUACCCCACCUACCACUUUGCCAAUGUAGUAGAUGAUCACUUGAUGGAGAUCAGUCACGUUUUACGAGGACAGGAAUGGUUAUCAUCAGUAUCAAAGCAUCUUUCACUCUAUCAAGCAUUUGGAUGGCAGCCUCCUCAGUUUGCUCAUCUCCCUCUAUUGAUGAACAAGGAUGGGUCGAAGCUGUCAAAGAGACAAGGGGAUAUCUUUGUGGAACAAUUUAAGAAUCAAGGUUACAUGCCUGAAGCAUUGCUAAACUUCAUCACAUUCUGCGGGUCAGGGUUUGAUGACAACAGGAAGAUCAGAAGUAUGGAGGAGUUGAUUUCAGAUUUCUCUCUAGAUAAAGUCACCACCCACUCUGCCGUGCUGGACAUGGAUCUACUGGAUGGGGUCAAUCGAGGUCACCUAUCAAGGUUAUUGGGGUCAAGUAAAGGUCAACAAAGACUAAUAAAGGAACUCAGAGAGACAGUCAGAGAAGAACUUGGAGGAAGGACAAACAGCUCUCUUCAUGAAAUGGAUGAUGACUAUCUCAGAAAGGUUUUACUAGCAAGGAAGGAUCACAUUGGAAGAUUAAAAGACUUGACAUCACCCAACUAUGCAUUUCUAUGGGUUUGUCCCGAUCUGACUACGACAGACUUUUCUUCCAUAACGCAAUACUCAGAUUUUAUACUGUCUUCUGCAAUCAGUCACCUUGAUCCAGUUUAUUCUUUCACCAAAGAAACAUUAAGUCCUAUUCUGAGACAGAGUUUCACAUCACUGCCAGAAGGUCUCAAGUAUCCUCAGUGCAUGAAGGUCCUUAGAGUAGCGAUGAGUGGUUUGAAGCAAGGGCCUGCUGUGGCUGAGAUGAUGGAGAUACUAGGAGGAGAGGAGACGGUCAGGAGACUGAAGACGGCUCUUAAUCAUCUCCAAAGAUAGCAUCUCGUCUAGGUCUCGCGACUUUGGAUAUCUGUAAUUUCCAUGCCAUCCAGUGAAUCUGAGAUGAGACCAGCCAAUGGUAAAGGGAGAUUGAGAGACACAGCAUGAAGGCAACCUGUCAUGAAGCCUUGUUGGUUAUAGCUGAGACUGAGAAGCAUGAAUUAUGUACAAGCAUCCUGAUAAGACAGAUUUGGAUCAUUGACUGAUCUGCAGUCUCGCUCCCAGCUUUGAUUCACACCCUGAUACUGAGUUACCAUAAAGAUUUGCUUUUUAUUAUGCUAAAUACCAGUCACUAAUGGACUCAUUGCGGUUAUCCGGUAGAUCUAAUGAAGAGCACAUUUCAAAAGAAUAUAGUAUAUGACUUAUCAAGACCAGGGAUGAAUCCAGGAUUUUCAAAAAGGGAGGUGGCUCAUUUUGUCCACUGAAAAUUUGACAAGCAAAUAAAGAAAAGGUCCCCACUUUCAAAGGGGGGGAUACUUAGGUGAAAACUGCACAUUUACAUUACAAAUUUUUAUUAUGGCUCUCUCAUGGGCCGGAUAUGCCCCCCCCCCCCUGGAUUCGCCACUGAUCAAGAAAUCUUUCAUCAAAGUUGGUGCUUAUGUCAAGGAAUAUCAAAACACCUUGUCAUUUGAGUUCAAAUGACCUUCUUCUGUGCAGAAUGGAACUAUGAAUUGGCCUAUUGCCCAUUGAACAUAUUAAUACAGCUAAAUCUAAGAAAAUUGUCGUCUGCGCCCCCUAUAUUUCAAAUUCCUGGAUUCGCCACUGUAUCAUGUUUGGCUAGAUAUUGAAUUAUGACCUCGUCACGCUGGCAAAACCAACUCGAUACCAUAAAAGUUAUUAUGUUAUUACCAAUGACAUGGAGCAUUGUGGCCCAGUGGAUUAGUCUCUGGAAUUUGAAACACAG